CAUAACGCGGUUAUCACUAUAAUAUGUACGUAUCAAGAAAUCGAUUACUCGGCUGCGCGCGCCGACCUAUCUUCGGUUAACAGUUGGAACAAGUUCACGCAAAUAUCGUCAGCUGGCCUUUUAACAUCAUCAGGAAAACGACGUCACGAUGCCGGGGGCCAGACAUAAGAUACUUGGGCACGUCCUAUCUGGCUUUUGCCAUAAGAUGAAUCGUCGUAAACCCAUAUACGGAGAUUCAUUGGAUACACCACUCAACCGAUGUCUCACUACCUUGGACAUCACCUUAUUGGGUGUGGGGCAUAUGGUUGGAGCAGGCAUUUACGUCUUGACUGGAACUGUCGCUCGUCACAUGGCAGGACCAGCAACUGCUCUGAGUUUUCUUUUGGCUGGAAUAACAUCUACCUUGGCUGCUCUCUGUUACGCCGAAUUUGGAACUAGAAUACCGAGAGCGGGCAGUGCAUACGCCUACACAUACGUCAGCAUCGGUGAAUUUUGGGCUUUCAUCAUAGGUUGGAACAUCGUACUGGAAUAUAUGAUAGGAGCCGCAUCUGUGGCUAGAGCGUGGUCUGGCUAUCUAGAUGCCAUGCUGGACGGAGCAAUAAGCAACGCUACCAUUUCCAUAACAGGAGAAAUGCACGAAACUCUUUUGAGUAGAUAUCCAGACGUCUUAGCAUUUUUAAUAUGCAUCGUAGCAUCUUUAAUUUUAGCUGUUGGUGUUAAAACUUCAGCAUACAUAAAUAAUGGCCUCACAAUCUUGAACCUCUUGGUUAUAUCCCUUGUGAUUUUCCUCGGCUUCUAUUACGCUGACAUCGGUAAUUGGUCCCAAAAGAAUGGUGGCUUCAUGCCGUAUGGAGUGAGUGGUGUAUUAGCUGGAGCUGCUACUUGUUUUUAUGCAUUCGUGGGCUUUGACAGUAUAUCAGCCUCCAGUGAGGAAGCGAAAGAUCCAUCCCGGUCAAUCCCCAUCGCUACCAUUCUAUCAAUGGCACUUGUUGCUUUUGGCUACAUUUUGGUCGCUCUAGCUUUGACUUUGAUGGUUCCGUAUCAAACUAUCAACCCUGAUGCUGCUUUGCCAGCUGCCCUUGGUGCAGUUCACGCUGAUUGGGCUAAGUACGCAGUUGCCGUAGGCGCAGUGUGCGGUAUGACCACGACUCUGUUGGGCUCCUUGUUUUCUUUGCCACGGUGUCUAUAUGCCAUGUCUGCUGACGGUCUCUUAUUCGGUUUCCUCAGUGACAUCAAUAACAAGUCACAGAUUCCUAUUGUUAAUUUGAUUAUCUCUGGCGUAUCUUCGGCCUUGAUAGCUCUACUGUUUGAUCUGGAGAAGCUUGUGGAGUUUAUGUCUAUAGGAACUCUGUUAGCAUACACCAUCGUCAGUGCUGCAGUGAUUAUACUUCGUUAUCGGCCUGUUCCUGCGGUGGACGACAAGAGUUUUGGGGUGCCACAGCUGGAGUCUCCUGGUGACAGGGAAGAUAGUUCUGCGACUGGUACUCCGGCUACUGAUGGUGGUUCUUCUUCUUCUGAGAUGUUUGAAGCUUUGACGGUUGGUCGUCUUCGGGCUCAGUACGCUUGGUUGGAGCCCCUGGCAGGUGGCAGGGCUCCCGGAGCUGCUGUGACGAGCUGUGUGUACACGUUUACUGCUGCUGCUGCAGCUCUUUGUGCUCAUAACCACUUCUUGGCGGAACCAGCUGGACUGUGGGCUUUGCUGCCAGACUUUGUCCUGAGUUUCAUUAUUAUUGCUUGUUUGGUGAUAAUUUGGGCACAUCAACAAAGUCCAACGCGGCUUCCUUUCCGUGUGCCAUGGGUUCCUCUGCUGCCGGCUCUGAGUGUCAUGCUCAAUGUUGAGCUAAUGAUAAACCUUAACGCACUCACUUGGGCUCGAUUUGCUAUUUGGAUGACUUUCGGCCUCCUUCUUUACUUCUUAUAUGGGAUACACCACAGCAAACUCGGCGAGGGAGUCACAGGACUUCUAUCUCGGUCAGCCAGUGGAGGAGGUCACAGUGGCGGAUGGGGUGCUGUUGAGAAGACGAGUGCUAUCGCUCGUCGCGUCGGGCGUUUCGCUCGCGGCAGUAAGGGCGACGACCGCAAACCGAUCAUUAGCGACGACGACUUAUCCAGGCGUGAACCGUGAUUCUAAACCACACGUAUGUAUCUUUCCUAAUUUAAAAACAACGCGAUUUCUUAGUCUUGCCAGCUUAAAUAAGUAUUUCGUCAAUGUGUUGCCAUAUUGUAUCAGUAAUAAAAAAAACACAGUGGCCGUAAAAUUGGAAACUAAAGUAAAUAUCUUAUCGUGCUUUCUAAUAAUUAUAUGAGUGUUAUUUAUUAGGGCUUAAUGAACAGAACUUUAUGAAAAUUGUACUUGGUUAUAGAUUUAUUCGAGUUUAUAUAAAGCUAAGAGAGGAAAAAGUACCUUAUGAUAGACUAAUCGAUUCAUUGACAUAUAAAACAAGAUUUUAUGGACAUAGAAUAUAGACAGAACGUAGACCAUGCAAGGAAAAAACUAAGUAAGUAAAAUUCUAAAGUACCUAAAUAGAAGAAUUGUAUAGUGUAAUCGUAUAAUAAAUAUAAUCAAAGUGUGCAGGUGCCUAUAGAAUAGCUAACAAAUUGAAUCUCAAAAUUCAAACACCUGUUAUGUACUUAUUUACCAAAGAAUAAUAAAUUAUUUCAGUGCUAUUAUGUAUUCUAUGUA
Spodoptera litura is the source of this 2683-nucleotide messenger RNA. Its product is annotated as cationic amino acid transporter 4. Gene Ontology annotation, molecular function: amino acid transmembrane transporter activity. Gene Ontology annotation, biological process: amino acid transport; transmembrane transport. NCBI's taxonomy places the organism in Eukaryota, Metazoa, Arthropoda, Insecta, Lepidoptera, Noctuidae. The record is from RefSeq and is a predicted model, not a curated record. Gene Ontology annotation, cellular component: plasma membrane.